This is a messenger RNA of Branchiostoma belcheri (Belcher's lancelet), 1791 nucleotides long. RefSeq names its product nuclear transcription factor Y subunit beta-like. Gene Ontology annotation, cellular component: nucleus; CCAAT-binding factor complex. Gene Ontology annotation, molecular function: protein heterodimerization activity; DNA-binding transcription activator activity, RNA polymerase II-specific; RNA polymerase II cis-regulatory region sequence-specific DNA binding. Lineage: Eukaryota; Metazoa; Chordata; Leptocardii; Amphioxiformes; Branchiostomatidae. The record is from RefSeq and is a predicted model, not a curated record. Gene Ontology annotation, biological process: regulation of transcription by RNA polymerase II. Bases 148 to 909 code for a protein of 253 amino acids. The transcript has 10 exons.
GGGGGUGUUUCCGGAGGUUGUAGCCAGCGGGCGGCAGUUCUGCGCGGCGACUGGCUGAGGCUUUACCAACCACAGACUCCCGCGGGCUCCCUCCUCACUGGCUCCCGGCCCGCCAGCCAACCAGUUCGCCCACUCCAACACGGACCCAUGGAUGGUGGUGGAGAGGGACAAAUGGACCAAGGCACAGAUCACACAGCAGAUGAAAGUGGCACUCUCAGUAUGGCUGUUCACUUAGAAGGAACCCCACAAGGAGGUGACGGCACACAAGGUCUCCUGACCAACGACUACAGCUAUGUCCUGGAUGAUAGUGCAACAGGUGCGUCGGCCAAUGACAGUAUAGCGAGCGGAGGUGACGAGGACGGAGGGCAUAAAGACGGGGACAGCCUCCGUGAACAUGUCGGCGUGGAGCCUCUACAGGAACAGGACCGAUUCCUGCCUAUAGCCAAUGUCAGUCGCAUCAUGAAAAACUCUAUCCCCAAAAUGGCAAAGAUUGCCAAGGACGCUAAAGAGUGUGUUCAGGAGUGUGUGUCAGAAUUCAUCAGUUUUAUCACAAGCGAAGCCAGUGACAGGUGUCACCAGGAGAAGAGGAAGACCAUCAACGGGGAGGACAUCUUGUUUGCCAUGUCCACGCUGGGGUUUGACAGCUACGUGGAACCACUCAAACUGUACCUACAGAAGUACAGGGAGUCCAUGAAAGGAGAGAAGGGAGGGAUGAAUACGUCCACUACAGGUGCUGGAGAUGAGAGCCUCGCGUCGGACCUCGGGGCUGAUGAGUCUUUCACUGCCAACAUCAUCUCCACAGACGGCCAGACCACGAUGACGUACACAUACCCCACACAGGUUCAGGUGGGUAGGAUUCCUGUACUGGAAAUGGGCCAACAGCUACAGUUCACAGGAAUGUCCAGCUGAGCACAGGUUCUUCACAGCUUCACGAUCACACAGAAUCUGCACAAACGUCCCUCCAUGCACUCCCGUACAGCCGUGUCACACUUGUACAGAGAUCAGGACACAUACAGUUUCACGAGUUAUCCCGUACCUCAAUAGUAACACAUGUAUAUGUAGAUCAUAUCAUUUGUCACAGUAUCUGUUACAAAGGUAGCAUAGCUGUGAGAUACUUAAAUUUUCCAGGUUGUGCAUUUUCCGUCUGUUGCUUUGAUUUGUAUGUAUACUGACAGGGACACAGAACAUUUUUCUGAGCUGUAUCGUUUGUUUACUGAUCAGUGAAGGCUAUAACAUUUUAAGAGAUUGUUUGAAAGAUUCCGUCAAACUUCUGUGAAGUAUUCCAGUGGAGUGUUUCCCCACAUCUAGUGUUGGAUGACUUCUUCGUGAAAUGCCGGCCAGUUUGAAUUUGUGAAGGCACAGAGGCUUACAGUAACAAAAAUGAGACAUCAGGUUUAAAUCGCUUUCUUCCAUUCAAAACAUGCAGAUGAACUCUCUACAGUUGAUCUUUAGGCCUUCAGAAAAUGAUUUGAACGUGACGAAAAGAUAAACUCAUUUUUUGUAUCUUGUAAAUACGGUAAGGACCUUGACAUGUUUUUACACAUAAUGCAAAGUUUGUCUAUUGAUGCAGCUUUUUUUACUCCAUUCCUUCUCUUGUAUAUAUCAAUAUGUGAUACUGGUAAUAGUACUGCUACAUUCAAGACUAUAUACUGAACUUAAACUACCAGAGUGGGUUUUUCUUUUGUUUUAUCUCAAUUUCUUCAUAUGACUACCACUUAAAGUACAUGUGUAUCUAGAACCUCCAAAUAAGGCAACUUUUAAGUUAUGUUUCACAGAAUAUGUUAUUACUAG